AAUUCUAUAACAAUAUAUAUAUCUAUAACAAGAAAUUCAAAAAACACGUAUUACAAGAACUUUUGCAUAACGAACUUUUGAAUUAUUUGUACGAUAAUCGCGUCAAAAUAAGUUCGAUACAUUGUUAGGUUAAGUGAGGUAUCGAAGAACCGAUUUGAGUAGUUCGAUAAGCCGAUUUCAAUGAACGAUACUCUGAACUGGGCCAGCACAACUCUACAAUCAAUCCAUAAACAAAAAAAUCUUGUGUAUAAACUAAAAAACAAAAAACGGAUGCGGAAGUAAAUAAAAUAAUAAAUGCGUAAAACUUUACAUUUGGCAAUUGUCAAUUGUUAACUUCCACCGGAGCAUGGGAUAUUAGGGUCCUGCAUUACUUGUUAUAGAAAGAAAGAAAAAACCAACAACGCAUUUAAUCAAUGUUCUCCAACGGGCUGCCCUGCAACCUGUCAUUUCCGAGCUGCCUAAGUGUCCCAAAAGAUGGCAACGAGGAGCUCUUGCCAUCCAAUAUGGGGACAAGAGAACCAGUUAUCCUCAAUGUUUAUGAUAUGUAUUGGAUUAAUGAAUAUACCACUUCAAUUGGUCUGGGCGUAUUCCAUUCCGGCGUAGAAGCAUUCGGCACUGAGUUCGCAUAUGGUGGACAUCCUUUCCCAUUUACGGGCGUCUUUGAAAUCAGUCCACGUGAUCACGACGAACUGGGCGAACAGUUUCAAUUCCGGCAGAGCAUACAAAUUGGCUGCACGGAUUUUACAUAUGAGGAAGUGCGUCGCCUUGUCGAGGAGUUGGGCAAUCAAUUUCGCGGCGAUCGUUAUCAUCUUAUGAACAAUAAUUGUAACCACUUUUCGGGCAAUUUGACACAGAUACUUUGCGGCCAAGAAAUACCCAGCUGGGUGAAUCGUCUAGCACAUUUCAGCUCCUGUGUACCCUUUUUACAAAGAUGUUUACCAAAGGAGUGGCUCACACCGAAUGCCUUGCAGCAAAGUAUAACUACAAUCCAAGAGCGCGAAGACUCGGACAACAGUCCCCUUUGAGACAUUACCUGAUCUAAAAUAUUCGUUACAUGCAGAUUUCCCAAUCGAGCGUAACUCAUCCCUGCUGUCAUCAAGACCAACAAUAACAACAAAAAUAACAAUAUUUGUUAAGUUCAAUUCGAGAGGAGAAUGCCGGGUAAUCGACACUCAUUUUUCAUUAAAGCCAAGAAAAGAAGAAAAAUUCCCAAUAGAUUGCAAAAGAAAACAAAAUAAUGUUAAUAGGUUUAUAUAUUAGGCUACAUUUAAAAGCGAAUAAAUUAUUGGCUAUUGUAACAUGUAA
Drosophila grimshawi is the source of this 1305-nucleotide messenger RNA. RefSeq names its product deubiquitinase DESI2. The transcript is spliced from 5 exons. The record is from RefSeq and is a predicted model, not a curated record. Bases 414 to 1025 code for a protein of 203 amino acids. Gene Ontology annotation, biological process: protein deubiquitination. Gene Ontology annotation, molecular function: deubiquitinase activity. Lineage: Eukaryota; Metazoa; Arthropoda; Insecta; Diptera; Drosophilidae.